AUGAAGGUAACGGAAGCAAAGGCUAUCGAGAACAUCAAACCCCCGAUCAGAGCUAAGGGAAUGAUGGUCGAAAGGAAUCUCAGAGGCGCGGCAGGUAAAAAUGCUGGGGACGCGAAGCAUCUGGCUGAGGAUGAAGAGACGGCGAUGAACAAUGAAGGCAAGAAACCGCCACUAUCGAAGGCACGAGCUGGGCUAGCUUACGGGAAAAAUGUUCGGCUUUCCUUUUUGCUUUUU
This is a messenger RNA of Gongylonema pulchrum, 234 nucleotides long. The record is from the annotation of a GenBank genome assembly. Lineage: Eukaryota; Metazoa; Nematoda; Chromadorea; Rhabditida; Gongylonematidae.